AUGUCAUCCGAGCACAGAGAGGGGAUGAGUGACCACCACGACAAGGACCGCAUAGCGGUGACACACGCUGAUGGCACCGUCGAUUACCUCGCCCGCGAGAUUGUCGGAGGCGACGUUGACGAGCUGCCCAAGGGCUACUUCCUCAGCUGGCAAUUCAUCGGGACCGUGACGGCGACAUGCACAGCCAGCAUCUGCGCCUACCUCGGCUGGGUGCUCCCGGCAAACACCCUCCUCCUCAUCAACGAAGACAUCGGACCCAGCGUGAACCUGAACUGGGUGGCCACGAUAUGGACACUCGGCAGCUCCAUCGGCUUCCUGCUCUUCGGCCGUCUAUCGGACAUCUUCGGUCGCAAGACCAUGGUCAUGGGCGUCAACGUGCUGGGACUUGUGGGCUGCAUCGUGGGCGCCACCGCCACGAGCAUCAACCAACUCAUCGGCGCCAACGGAUGCAACGGUCUCGCUGCUGCCGGCCAACUGUCGUUCGGUAUCAUCCUGGGUGAGCUGGUGCCGAAUAAGCAGCGUGGACCCAUCGUCACGCUUACCUUUUUCUCCUCCAUGCCGUUUGCGGUGUUCGGGCCCGUCAUCGCACGCUCGUUCAUCCUCAACACCUCAUCCGGAUGGCGCUGGUCGUACUAUUUGGGCAUCAUCCUGCAGGUCAUCACCCUAGUUCUGUACCAGUUUCUCUACCACCCGCCACACUUCAACCAGCUCCACGAAGGCAAGACCAAGUGGCAAGCGUUCAAGGAGCUGGACUUUGGCGGCAUCUUCCUCUUCGUAUCCGGCUUCGUGGUUCUCCUUAUCGGCUUGUCGUGGGGUGGCCAGGCCUAUCCAUGGAAGAGUGCUGAGGUCAUCGCGACCAUGGUGGUUGGUGGUCUGCUUGUUGUUACUUUUGUAAUAUAUGAGGCAUACAUAUUCAAAGGCGUCCCACUGAUGCCGCCGCGGCUCUUCCGCAAUGUCGGAUAUGUCGCCAUCGUCGGUUGCGCGUGCAUAGGCGCCAUGGUCUACUACGCAAUGACGAUCAUCUGGCCCACUGCAGUCGGGACACUCUACACCACCGACGUAAUGGAGAUUGGCUGGCAGAGCUGUCUUGUCGGCGGCUGCAUCCUCCUCGGCCAGAUCAUCGGUGGUCUGUCCCUCAGCUACGUGCCAAAGGUCAAAUGGCAAUCGAUCGCUUCUUGUGCCAUCGGAGGGGCCUUCAUCUCCAGCCUGGCGUCCAUCUCCCCUGGUGGCCAUACAGCUGCGAUCGUGCAAGGAUUCAUCGGCCUGACUGCCAUUGGCAUCAUCGACAACAUCACGUUUCCUGGCGUGACGCUGCUGUGGGAAGCUCAAGACAUCGGCCUGGCGACUGGCGUGCUGGGUUCUAUUCGCGGCAUGGGAGGCGCCAUUGCACAGUCGCUCUACGUGACCAUUCUCACGAACAAGGCCGGCACAUACACGGCUGAGUAUGUCACCGAAGCCGCAACGGAUGCCGGCUUGCCCGCGAGCUCGUUGGCUGCACUAUUCGCCGGGCUGACAACCGGCGACUUCUCUGCCGUGCCUGGCAUCGACAACAGCAUCAUCGCAGCGGUCGGCGCGGCCAGCCAGCAGGCGUAUGCGAGUGCGUUCCGGAUCGUCUUCCUGGCAACGAUUCCCUUCUCAGUCCUGCUGGUUGUUUGUGCGUGCUUCGUGCCGGACAUGGACAAGUAUCUGCACAACAAUGUGGCGAAGAAGCUCCAGGGCAAGGGAAUCGGCAGCAACAAGGAGGUGGUGGCCGACGUCGAGAAGGCUUGA
Saxophila tyrrhenica is the source of this 1770-nucleotide messenger RNA. RefSeq lists its product as uncharacterized. Lineage: Eukaryota; Fungi; Ascomycota; Dothideomycetes; Mycosphaerellales; Extremaceae. Gene Ontology annotation, cellular component: plasma membrane. Gene Ontology annotation, molecular function: transmembrane transporter activity. Bases 1 to 1770 code for a protein of 589 amino acids. Gene Ontology annotation, biological process: transmembrane transport. The transcript has 3 exons. The record is from RefSeq and is a predicted model, not a curated record.